Messenger RNA from Mangifera indica (mango), 2130 nucleotides. Its product is annotated as protein NRT1/ PTR FAMILY 5.5. Gene Ontology annotation, biological process: transmembrane transport. The record is from RefSeq and is a predicted model, not a curated record. Gene Ontology annotation, molecular function: transmembrane transporter activity. Gene Ontology annotation, cellular component: membrane. NCBI's taxonomy places the organism in Eukaryota, Viridiplantae, Streptophyta, Magnoliopsida, Sapindales, Anacardiaceae. The transcript is spliced from 4 exons. Bases 307 to 1980 code for a protein of 557 amino acids.
AAAACAUGGAAGUGUCCAACACAAAACCUAUAUAUUCGUAGGGCUUCUCCCACCACAAGAGGAGUUGACAAUGGGGAAGUGGGAAAAUGCAGAACUUUCCUUGAAACAGCUUGAGAAUGGCAGGUCAUAAUUUCAACCAUUGAAGUGUGUUGACAUUACUGGAGGAAACUACUUUAUAAAUUUGGUGAAAAGCUCCAAAUCUUCUCCAAUCACUACUGGUUUCUUCUCUUUACAUAUUGAACUUUUUGCACUUGAUUUGGCAAGCUCUUUGUUCUUUUUUCUUUGAAGUGCUGCAAUCACUUGAUAAUGUUAUCCGCAAUUGUAAAAAUCACAGUUCUCAUGUGGGCUGAUAAUCUUGCUGCGUUCGCUAUAUGGAUGAUGAUGACAUACUUGACAAACGUCUGGAAUAUUGGUUUCACCCACGCAGCUUCCAUUGUUAAUUUCUUUUGGGGCGUUGUCCUCAUGAUGCCAAUGGCCAUACAAUUUCUUAUUGACACCAUUAUUGGCAACUACUGGAUGCUCUUGCUUUCCAGUUUUGCUUUUAGCGCUGGUUUGAGCUUUUUGGCAAUGUCAACACCACCUGUAUUGGCUAAGGCAAUGGGCACCUGCAGUGAAUACAAGCCUGAAUGCAUUGGCGAGGGACAGAAAGUUCUCUUUUAUACAGCUUUAGCUCUUACAGCCUUAGGAAUGUCAGGUCACUUGACCUCACUAGGAGGGUUCAUGGCAGAGCAAAUUACAGUAUCAGGGCAACAAAAUAUUAGCCAAGGCACAUUCGUGAUGUUUUUCCUGAGCUUCUUCGGAGUGAUCCUAGUGCCUAUAAUUGGAGCAAUUGCAAUUCCUUUGAUACACCCUUGGUCAAUCAGGUUUGGGAUUCCAGCAAUUUGUACUGUGGUAGCAACACUGAUUUUCUUGACUGGGACAUGUUCUUAUAGAUAUGUUAGACCACAAGGGAGUUCUUUCACGUCUGUCUUCAGGGUCUUUGUGGCCUCUGCUUCCAAAAUUUUCCAUACAUGCCCGAGGGAUGCCACCGAGCUCUAUGAGAAAGACCAGGAUCAGGAAUCAUACACGGUGCCGCAUACUCGUGGCCUCAGGUGCCUAGACAAGGCUGCAAUUAUAUUACCAGAUCAAACUCUGGUAGGACAAGAAAGAAACGGAUGGAGACUUUGCAGAGUGACAGAAGUGGAGGAAACAAAAUCCCUUUUACGAAUCAUUCCAAUAAGCUUGACCUUUAUUUUAUUGGGAGUUGUAUCUUCUGUUGGUUUCACUGACUUUCUUGCACAAGCAGACCACUUGAAUCACAAAGUUGGUCGUUUGACUGUCCCAAUUACAAUACUCUUGUUGUUCUAUGACAUGGCCAAAAUACACUUGGCUAACUUAUAUGUCAAGUUCGCAAACUUGUUAGGCGAAUUCGGAGGCAGACGGUAUGCUCCCGCUGUUGGAAUUGCUAUAUCAAUGGUUAUUGGGAUAUUGUGCUUAAUAACUGCUGCGAAAGUGGAGAUUCGAAGGCUGGAUGUCAUUAGGAGCCAUGGCCUGAUUGACAAGCCUGAUGAUAAAAUCCCCAUGACCAUGUUUUGGUUGCUUCCACAAUUUGUACUUCUAGGAGGGUUUGAUGGAGUCUCUCAAACCAGUGUUGCUUCCUUUCUGGUGGAUCAGUUUCCUGCAACAAUGUGCAAUUACAUGGCUCAUAUUGCUCUUGGUAUUUUUGGAUUAGGCAAUAUGGGUAGUGUGCUUUCUGUUUAUGUUGUGGGGAUAAUCAGUGAACGGGGAGGUAGGUUGAAUUGGUUUCAGGAUACUCUUAACAAGAGUCGUCUGGAUAAGUACUACUGGACAUUGGCAGCCAUGACUGCAGUCAAUCUUGCUGUGUUUAUUGUUGUGGCAAUAUGGUAUGCUUAUAAAGAUGCCGAUCGAGAACUGGAAGCGCCUGAAUUUGAAGAGGCUGGUGAACCUUUUGACGAUAAUGCCAGAUGCUGUUGUUGCUGAGUGAUGAAUUAUGCAACACAAUGUGACGUACAAUUUCAUUUGCAAUUUGUUAACCAUUUUGUUUAAGCUAAUGGGUUGCAAAUAAGACUGCAAUCUCAGAAUUCAAAAUCUUAAUAUAAUCUAAAUAGCAUACAAACUUUGGAAGAAUCA